Molecule: messenger RNA, 2281 nt
Organism: Acanthaster planci (crown-of-thorns starfish)
Lineage: Eukaryota; Metazoa; Echinodermata; Asteroidea; Valvatida; Acanthasteridae
Product: dehydrogenase/reductase SDR family member 1-like
Source: RefSeq, a predicted model, not a curated record
AUGGAGCAGAAAAGGUGAGGCGGGUCAAGCGUCUGGCGUGUGCUAUAGUCAAUUCAGUGGUGGUCAUCAGACAGCGCAUGGUCAGCGGAUGAACAGCAGGUCUCUAUUCAUAUAUUAGCAAGACAUGGCCUCUUCAUUAAAGGGUAAAGUGUGCCUGGUGACCGGUGCGAGUCGGGGGAUUGGUCGAGGCAUCGCACUGCAACUUGGUGAGGCAGGGGCAACUGUUUACAUCACAGGGCGAACUCUAAAACCAAAGACAGAUGGCACUCCAGGAACUCAGGGGUCUUUGUCUGAUACUGCGAUAGAGAUUGAAGCUCGCGGUGGCAAAUGCAUCCCUGUGCAGUGUGAUCACUCUGAUGAUGAGCAGGUCGAGAAGGUGUUCCAUCGUAUCGCCAGUGAUCAGGACGGACGGCUGGAUCUCCUUGUCAAUAAUGCGUAUGCAGGAGUCAAAGAUAUAUUAGAAACCACUGGAAAGCCAUUUUGGGAGGUACCAUCAUCCGUGUGGGAUUCAGUGAACAACGUGGGAUUAAGAGGUCAUUACAUUGCUACUUGGCAUGCUGCCAAGAUGAUGGCACCAGCCAAGCAGGGUCUCAUCGUCAACAUAUCCUCAGCAGGUGGCUUGAGUUACCUGUUCAAUGUUGCCUAUGGAGUUGGAAAAGCUGGGUGUGACCGAAUGGCCGUAGAUUGUGCUGUCGAACUAAGGAAACAUAACGUUGCCUGCAUCUCAUUGUGGCCAGGCCCUGUCAAGACGGAGAUGUUCCAGGAAUUCAUGACCACCGAUGGAUUUACUGGCUUGGAUAAAGGCAUUCAAUUUGCUUUUCAAGAGGGAGAAUCAGUUGAGUUUGCUGGCAAGGCCAUCGUCCAUCUUUUGCAAGACGAGAAUAUCAUGAAGAAAUCCGGCCGCAUCCACAUGACCGGAGAGCUUGCUGACGAGUAUGGCUUCAGAGACAUCAAUGGAGCAUCACCGAUGAACUUUAGGCGGGUGAAGACCCUCUUCCAGUUGACCGGCCACCCUUGGCUGGCUGCUGCCAUGCCCUCAUUCCUCAAGGUACCCUACUGGAUGAUGACAUUAGGAAAUAGCAAAUUUUAAUAUAAAGCCACGAAGGUGGAGAAGUCUUUUAGUCUGGAUUUUGUCAGCAUUUUCUUGUGCUAGGUAUUUACGGCUUCAGUGCAGGGUAGAGCAUGUUCCAAUGUUUGAUCCUUGAGCAACAAAAUUUUCUGUCACACCAGUUCGUCAAAUUAGUUACCGGUACGUGCUAUGUUUGACAAUCUGACUGAGUUUUUCACUUUACCGUCUGGCUAUCAGAAUAAAGGCAUCCUGAUACACCAGUGGAACCAUUAGUGUUUUUUGACUCGUUGAAGAUCAGACAGUAGAGACACACCGUUGUCGGUGUUUUCUAGGUCAUCCGUCAAAUGUGCCAAAUUGUUGAAAACACUACACGGCCUCAUAUUGUAGCAAACCAACCUGAAACAUUGACAGACCAUUUUUAUUUUCAGGUGUAAACCACAAGCUAUGUCUUGUUCUGUAGUUGAAUAUCUGACACUGUCGGGUGUAGAGUACCGAAGUGAAUUUAUCACACACACAAUGAUGUGUGUAAAAGGCAUUAGUGCAAGAACCAGCGUGUGAACUAACAUUCGUUAGUACUACACCUCCUGGUUCAAAAUGAUAUCACUUUUUGGUACCCUUUAAGGUUAAUGGGCAUCACAAAGUGGAGGGGAGGCGAGGGAGGGGCUUACUCCGUCAUUCCCCCCACUUCCAAAUGGAAACAUUGAAUCAAGGGAAAAAUAAAACAAAACGGGAAAAACACCAAAAACAAAAGAGGAAAGGGGAUUAAUAUCUGAUAUUAAUAAUGCUGGAAAAUAGCUUGGCAUUUACCCCCCUCCACCAUUCAUAGUUUUCUCAGUUUGCUGCUGAAUGCCCCCCCCUUUUUUUUUGAGUGAAAAAUUAUUCCCGCCUUCCUAGCAAUGCCCAUUGUGAGUCUUGGUGAGUUCAAAUCUUGCAUUGGUCAACCUGUCUAAUUUCUGUGCCCUGUAACUUUUAUCAUUUAGACCUACCUUUUAAUAUGCCACACUCCAGAUAUUUAGGUCCAUCUUGAUGGUGGUAUAUAGUGGAAAUAAGCUCUACACUUUCCAUCGAAACUUUAAGCUUGCUGUCUUCAUUGUGAUUCAGUGCCAGGGAAUUUAUUAUUUAACCUGGAAGAAGAUAGAUGGAAUUUCAAGCUAUUCAUGGUGACAGACAGCUAAGGUUGAAAGCUUGCAGUAGCACCAUGCAAGGAUACGA